Messenger RNA from Mastomys coucha (southern multimammate mouse), 3185 nucleotides. It is a transcript of the gene Pik3r2, whose product is annotated as phosphoinositide-3-kinase regulatory subunit 2. Gene Ontology annotation, molecular function: 1-phosphatidylinositol-3-kinase regulator activity; protein binding. The record is from RefSeq and is a predicted model, not a curated record. NCBI's taxonomy places the organism in Eukaryota, Metazoa, Chordata, Mammalia, Rodentia, Muridae. Bases 506 to 2674 code for a protein of 722 amino acids. Gene Ontology annotation, biological process: insulin receptor signaling pathway; phosphatidylinositol phosphate biosynthetic process. The transcript is spliced from 16 exons. Gene Ontology annotation, cellular component: phosphatidylinositol 3-kinase complex.
CCCGAAGGCUUGGGACCGCGGCGACGGCGGCUGACGCAGGGAUCCCGCGGCUGCGGCGGCGACGGCGGCGGCGGUGGCGGCGGCGGCCGUGGUGGUGGCGACGGCGGCCGGAGUGGGCUGGUGUCCCCGGCUGAGCAUGGUAGCAGCCUGUGGUCUGGGUUCCCUCAUCUGGUGUCAGGCACACCUUGAAGAGCCAACAAGCUUGGGCACCGGCAACCUAGCUAAUGAAGGAGUGAUCCACCUAUCCCGGCUUGACCAUCUGAUGGGUGACACAAGCCAAACAAUUUGAGAAAACACCAGGAACAUCAUUGCACAGGUGACUAAAUGGUGGCCUCUGUGACAAAUGGCUUGUAGUAAUGGCCAGCUAGGCAUGCGCGGCCCCUGAGGUCACCUGUGACUUCUGGAAGUAGAGGUCUUCGAGCCUACCACACAGGCCUCACCAGCCCAUGGGGCCCCUGGAGCCCCGGGGAGCCACCUGACUGUCCAGACCUCCCCAGGCCCAGCCAUGGCAGGUGCUGAGGGCUUCCAGUACAGGGCUGUGUACCCAUUCCGCCGGGAACGGCCUGAGGACCUGGAGCUGCUCCCUGGUGACCUCCUGGUGGUGAGCCGGGUGGCCCUGCAGGCACUUGGUGUGGCUGAUGGAGGAGAGCGCUGCCCACACAACGUGGGCUGGAUGCCUGGCUUCAACGAGCGCACCAGACAGCGAGGGGACUUCCCUGGAACAUAUGUGGAGUUCCUAGGACCUGUGGCUCUGGCUCGACCAGGCCCUCGCCCACGGGGUCCCCGUCCGUUGCCCGCCAGGCCCUUGGAUGGACCUCCUGAGUCAGGCCAUGUGCUCCCAGACCUGGCAGAGCAGUUCUCCCCACCUGACCCUGCUCCCCCGAUUCUGGUGAAGCUGGUAGAAGCCAUUGAGCAAGCAGAGCUGGACAGUGAAUGCUACAGUAGGCCGGAGCUGCCCGCACCACGGACAGACUGGUCCCUGAGUGACUUGGAGCAGUGGGACCGCACCACCUUGUACGAUGCUGUUAAGGGCUUCCUUCUGGCGUUGCCUGCAGCCGUGGUGACCCCUGAAGCUGCAGCAGAGGCGUAUCGGACACUGCGGGAGGUUGCAGGCCCUGUGGGGCUGGUGCUGGAACCCCCGACACUGCCUCUGCACCAGGCGCUCACGUUGCGGUUCCUGCUGCAGCACCUGGGCCGCGUGGCCCGCAGAGCGCCCUCGCCAGCUACAGCUGUCCAUGCACUGGCCAGCGCCUUCGGGCCGCUGCUGCUGCGUUCACCUCCGCCAGGGGGCGAGGGUGAUGGGAGUGAGCCCGUACCCGACUUCCCUGUGCUGCUGCUAGAGAGGCUGGUGCAGGAGCACGUGGAGGAGCGAGAUGCUGCGCCCCCAGCACUGCCACCCAAACCCUCUAAGGCAAAGCUGGCACCUACAGCUCUGGCCAAUGGAGCAAGCCCACCCUCGCUUCAGGAUGCAGAGUGGUACUGGGGGGACAUCUCCAGGGAAGAGGUGAAUGAGAGGCUCCGGGACACACCUGAUGGUACCUUCUUAGUCCGAGAUGCAUCCAGCAAGAUCCAAGGAGAGUACACACUCACCCUCAGGAAAGGCGGGAACAACAAGCUGAUCAAAGUCUUCCACCGAGAUGGUCACUAUGGCUUCUCAGAGCCCCUUACCUUCUGCUCCGUGGUAGAACUCAUCUCCCACUACCGCCACGAGUCAUUGGCCCAGUACAACGCCAAGCUGGACACGCGCCUUCUCUACCCUGUGUCCAAAUACCAACAAGACCAGGUGGUGAAGGAGGACAGCGUAGAGGCUGUGGGCGCCCAGCUCAAGGUCUACCACCAGCAGUACCAGGACAAGAGCCGCGAAUACGACCAGCUAUAUGAAGAAUACACACGGACCUCCCAGGAGCUUCAGAUGAAGCGCACAGCCAUAGAGGCCUUCAACGAGACCAUCAAGAUCUUCGAAGAACAGGGCCAGACACAGGAGAAGUGCAGCAAGGAGUAUUUGGAGCGCUUCCGGCGAGAGGGCAAUGAGAAGGAGAUGCAGAGGAUCCUGCUGAACUCGGAGCGACUCAAGUCUCGAAUCGCGGAGAUACACGAAAGCCGCACGAAGCUGGAGCAGGAUCUGCGGGCGCAGGCCUCAGACAACCGUGAGAUCGACAAGCGCAUGAACAGCCUCAAGCCUGACCUCAUGCAGUUGCGCAAGAUCAGGGACCAGUACCUCGUAUGGCUCACCCAGAAAGGUGCCCGACAGAGGAAGAUCAACGAAUGGCUGGGAAUCAAGAACGAGACUGAGGACCAGUAUUCCCUGAUGGAGGAUGAGGAUGCCCUCCCCCACCACGAGGAGCGCACAUGGUACGUGGGCAAGAUCAACCGCACACAGGCGGAGGAGAUGCUGAGUGGCAAACGAGACGGGACCUUCCUCAUCCGGGAGAGCAGCCAGCGGGGCUGUUACGCAUGCUCCGUGGUGGUGGACGGCGACACGAAGCACUGUGUCAUCUACCGCACGGCCACCGGCUUCGGCUUCGCAGAGCCCUAUAACCUGUACGGGUCCCUGAAGGAGCUGGUGUUGCACUACCAGCACGCAUCGCUUGUGCAGCACAAUGACGCGCUCACCGUCACCCUCGCACACCCUGUGCGUGCCCCUGGGCCUGGCCCGCCGCCUGCAGCACGCUGAGCGCUCACAUCGCCUGUCUCCCUGUCCAUGUCUCUGUCUCCAGAUCCCCUCCCCAGAUGAACACACGCAGGAGGCCAUCCUUCCCGCUGCGCCUGCCAUGUUUACAGAGGCUGUGGGGCCACUGGCCUGGGCGCCCCGAGUUCUUCAAGCCAUAUCCCCGGGGUUAGAAAGGAACUACACUAGGUGGUUUCCAGGAACUCAGGCCUGGACACUCGGGGCCGGGCGGGACCCGCCCCGCGGACCCCAACUUCCCCUCUUAAGGUCGAAGUGAAACCAGUCACAGGGGGUUACCCCACAGCUGCGGAGAAGCUUCCCCCUCCGGCGGGCAAAAUACAAACUCUGGCCCUCACCCAGGCCCUGCGCUGUUCUCCUGACUGUGCAAUCGCCUCCCCUUUGGGACGGCCCUGGGUGUGUCCCUGCUCCCUGGACCCCAUACCUGCCCAGAGCUGAUGGGCAGCGGGUUUUUGUACGGUACGUUUAUUGAUACGAAUAUGAAACAUUGUACCUGUUG